Molecule: messenger RNA, 1517 nt
Organism: Prinia subflava (tawny-flanked prinia)
Lineage: Eukaryota; Metazoa; Chordata; Aves; Passeriformes; Cisticolidae
Product: scale keratin-like
Exons: 2
Coding region: 418-804 (128 amino acids)
Cellular component (GO): intermediate filament
Molecular function (GO): structural constituent of cytoskeleton
Source: RefSeq, a predicted model, not a curated record
GGAAGCGUCCACCUGGUCCACGGGCGCUGCCCCUGCCUGUGGAGCAAUCCCACAAAUAAAUUCAUUCCCGGACAUUUUUUUUUUACCAACUUGGCAAAAUCAUCAAAAAGCUGCAGGAAGCGAAACUUCCUCCAAAACAAACUCAAGGAAGAAACCAGAGAAACUGAUAAUUAAUUGUCCCGCGGCGGAUAAAACAAUCGAAGCCCGGGCAGGGUUGGGAAACGCCGGGGAUGUCUCAACCCUCCUCCCUCGGGCGAUCCCGGGAUGGGAUAAAAAGCUCCCGGCUCCCAAUUCCUCCCAUCCCAGCUCCGAAUUCCUGAGGUUUCAAUUCCUCGGGAUUCUCCUCCUCGGGGUCUGACCCAUUCUCCAUCCCGUCGGUCUCCGGCCUCGUCGCAGCCCCAUCCCCGUUGGCAGAAGAUGUUUUCCUCCAGGCAGAGCUCCAGCUCGCGCUGCCUGGCGCCCUGCGGCGUCUCCUGUCCCCAGCCCUGCGUGGACGCCUGGAGCCAGCCCUGCGUCACCUCGUGCGGGGACUCGCGGGCUGUCAUCCACCCCCCGCCCGUGGUCAUCACCUUCCCGGGGCCCAUCCUCAGCUCCUGCCCGCAGGAGAGCCUGGUGGGAUCCUCGGUGCCCUGCCUGGGAUCCGGAAACUUCCAGGGAUCUGGAAAUUUCCUGGGAUCCGGAAGCUUCCUGGGAUCCGGAAACUUCCUGGCAUCCGGCGCUUCCUACGGCUCCUACGGUUAUGGGAGGUCCUACUCGUCCUACGGAUCCUCUGGAUUUGGGUCUGGGAGCUGCAGGCCCUGUUAAAGAUCCGAGAGAUGAGCGGGAAGGAGCAAAGAGCCGCCACGGAGCCUCCAGAGAUCCUGGAGCAUCCUCAGCCCCGCCUCCAUAAAUCCCAACAAUUCCUGGAGCAUCCUCAGCCCCGCGCUUUUCACGCAAAUUCAUUUUUGUGCAAAUUCCUUUUCAUGCAAAUUCCGUUUUCCUGUGGAAAAUGAGCAGAACCCACGGGAACUGCUCAGAAUCCAUCAAAAAUGUUCAGAAUCCUUGAGAACUGCUCAGAAUCCAUGGGAAAUGCUCAGAAUCCAUGGAAAAUGUUCAGAGUCUGUGGGAACCCCUCCAGCAUCCAUGGAAUCUCCUCAGCAUUCCUGGGAUCUCCUCAGGACCCCUGGGAGCUGCCGUUCCUCUCCCCCUCCUCUCAGUUUUCUCCAGAUUUGCCUUUUCUCUCCUCAAACCCCAAAUUCUUCACUUACGCCCCACCCACUCCUCACAGAAUUCCGGGAAUUUGUCCUUGGAUGGGUUUAAUUCUUUGGGAUCGGGAAUUUUUGCCCAUUGCAGGAUUUUCCUUGGACACCUCUGUGUCCAACAGGAGCAGCCUCGCCUGGGAUCUGCCCAGGCCCUUUGAAACGUGGCCCAAGCUGGAAAAAUGUGAUGAAAAUUAUUUGUUUUAAUUAAUUGUUUGGAUUAUUAAUUUCGAUCAAAGGCACCUUGUGUUUUUUCUGCUUUUAUAUCAAUAAACUCCU